GGCAGUUAGCUAGAUGACAGUUAGUUAGAUGACAGUUAGUUAGAUGGCAGUUAGCUAGAUGACAGUUAGUUAGAUGACAGUUAGUUAGAUGGCAGUUAGUUAGAUGACAGUUAGCUAGAUGACAGUUAGUUAGAUGACAGUUAGUUAGAUGACAGUUUCCUCAGAAAUACCAGCUUGUUAACAACAGAGAACAUGACAGAUAUUGAGGUUGAGUUGGAGGUCCAGCUCUCCUCCAGCAGUGAGUUUGUGGGUCUGCAGGAGGAGAUGAGCGAUGAGAGGAAGUCAGACUCCCCCGAGGAGAGUCCUCUAAACACCGGACCAGGAGAGGUGGAGGAGCCUCUGUCGUUGUUGGCUAUCGCGGCUCUGGCGCCUCCCUGUGGCUUUGACUGCGAGGUCAUCCAGUCUCUGGAUCUGCAGCUCCAGUUCCUCCUGAACAAAGCAGAUGACUUACAGGACUGCCUGGCCAACGAACAGGGUCAUCUAGAGAGAGAGGCUCUUGCUGCUGCGGUGACAAGUUUCCUGUACACCUGUCAGCCGUACUUUAACCACCUGGAAUCCACAAGCACCCUGUCCCAGCACACCCCUCUGCCUUUUAACACCUACACAAGGCAGCGUAUGCAGCUGUUGGACUUCUCUCAGCAGCUGUGUGACCGGUUGGAGCAGCUGGUGUUGACCUACGCCAGCUACAAUCUCCUCUGUUUGGACGAAACCGAGCCUAACAGCGUGUCUCCCUUCUGCAUCGGUCAGAGACAUCUCGGUCCGCUGAGGCUCACCGCGUUCCGCUACUGUAAGCCCACGCCGUACCUGGCCCGGGUCGACACCGGCCUCCACAAACGCAUGCGCUGGAACGUGGAGAGACUCCCAGACGAGCAGCAGACAGAUGAGGAGAGAGAGGAAGAAAUAGUCGGUGACACAGAGUAUUACUUCCUGUGCUAUGAGGACAUUCCCAACGCUCACGCAGAGGCUGGCGGGGAUUGCCAAAGCGUCUCUCACGGUAACGUGGUGAGGAUGUGGUCCAUCGGUCAGUGGGUGCAGGUGUUCCCCGACACAGACGACAUCUACGACUGGAUCCUGUGCGAGGUUCCUCGGGGUAGCUACCACCGGCUGCUGUUUCUGGGCAGCGAGGAGCCGUCUAGCUGCAGCGCUACAGACUGCAUGCAGCAGCUGCUGUCGUCACACCAGACAGAGUGAUGCCAGUGAUGUAUUAGCACACAUGGGACAUCUGCCUCUGGAUCAACAGCAUGUGAAAAGAGACGGGAUGUUCAAUUUUACGUCACACAGGAUGGAUCAGAUAAAUCCUCACGCUAGUUCUUAAGCAAAAUAUGUGUCGUUGAGUUUAUGGGAGGUUCUAAGAUUGAACAUCUGGAUGUCUGAGCAGAAACACCCGAGCUGAAAUCACAAGCACGUCACAUGACUAAAAGCCAGAGUGACGUGGUGCAUUCAGGACCUGUUGGGUUUUUCCACGUUUAAAGCUGAAGAGGCUUCCGUUUUCAGAAUAUACACUGUGAUAAGUGUUGGUUUUAAAAGUUUUAUAGUCAAGUUAUGUAAAUAAUAGUUUUAUGCUGUUUGCUGUGAGUGUGUUUAACGCUUGUUGUUUGCUGCACGCUAUUUUGUUGUGUGUGUGUGUAAAGAUUUUAUAAGAGAUUGUAAAUAUUUUGUUGAGUUUUUACAACAGUUCAUACAUUUUAAGAGUCCAGAAGAGUUAUUAAAAAAACAUUUUAUUUACAUGAAA
Sebastes umbrosus (honeycomb rockfish) is the source of this 1732-nucleotide messenger RNA. It is a transcript of the gene c3h19orf67, whose product is annotated as chromosome 3 C19orf67 homolog. The record is from RefSeq and is a predicted model, not a curated record. NCBI's taxonomy places the organism in Eukaryota, Metazoa, Chordata, Actinopteri, Perciformes, Sebastidae. The coding region runs from base 193 to 1191 and encodes 332 amino acids. The transcript has 8 exons.